AUGGCUCUGCAGAAGUCCCUCAUCCUGUUCCCAUUGCUUGUCCUGGUGUUUGGAUGGGUCCAGCCUUCUCUGGGCAAGGAAACUUCUGCCCAGAAGUUUGAGCGGCAGCACAUGGACUCAACUGGCUCCUCCAGCAGCCCCACCUACUGCAACCAGAUGAUGAAGCGCCGGAAUAUGACCCAGGGAUACUGCAAGCCUGUUGUAAACACCUUUGUGCAUGAACCCCUGGCAGAUGUCCAUGCUGUCUGCUCCCAGGAAAAUGUCACCUGCAAGAACGGGAAUUCUAACUGCUACAAGAGCCACUCCGCCCUGCACAUCACUGACUGCCGUCUGAAGGGCAACUCCAAGUACCCCAAUUGCGACUACAGGACCAAUCAACUGCAGAAGCACAUCAUUGUGGCCUGCGAAGGGAGCCCCUUUGUGCCGGUCCACUUCGAUGCUUCUGUGUAG
This is a messenger RNA of Arvicola amphibius (Eurasian water vole), 450 nucleotides long. RefSeq names its product ribonuclease A family member 1, pancreatic (gene Rnase1). The record is from RefSeq and is a predicted model, not a curated record. NCBI's taxonomy places the organism in Eukaryota, Metazoa, Chordata, Mammalia, Rodentia, Cricetidae. Gene Ontology annotation, molecular function: RNA nuclease activity; nucleic acid binding.